Molecule: messenger RNA, 2434 nt
Organism: Patella vulgata (common limpet)
Lineage: Eukaryota; Metazoa; Mollusca; Gastropoda; Patellidae
Product: zinc finger protein 626
Exons: 2
Coding region: 112-1797 (561 amino acids)
Biological process (GO): regulation of transcription by RNA polymerase II
Molecular function (GO): RNA polymerase II cis-regulatory region sequence-specific DNA binding; DNA-binding transcription factor activity
Source: RefSeq, a predicted model, not a curated record
AUUUUAUCAACCUACCUGGAUAAUCCGGCAUUCAAUGGCGUGCAAGUCUUAGAAAUUCACCGAAGUUUUUAUUGAGAUGAAACAGCUAGUCAAAUGCUGACAGUAUAGACCAUGGAUUCAACUGCAACUAUUUCAGUUUUAUCUAGAAAUUUGUCUGCUCAAACAUUAAUCAAAAGUGAAGGACAUUCUGAAGACAGAUUGAUGAAGAUUAUUGAUAUUUGUGAAAAUUACAUUUCUGGUCAAAAUAAGUCGGUGGAACAAAUUGUUUCCCUUUGUUCUAAAAUAUUUGGAUAUGAAUUUUACUGUAAUCAAAUAGUGUCUUUUUGUCAUCAGAUUCUGUCUGAUUCCUUGAACAGUGGUAACGCUAUCAUCAACAUCUGUCAGUCAUUUUCGCACCUGGAUUUAUCAGAGACACGGCAAGAAUGUGAAGAAAAUAAAAUUCCUGCACCAAUCAAAGUUGACGAUAUACGACUUGAACCAUCUUUUGCCAGUUCAACAACGAGUUUGGAUAGCGAGGUAGAACAAACUAAUGAUUCAAAGCCAUUUCAAGUUACAAUACCACAGAAUAACUUAAUCAAUGCACAGAAAAUCGCGAAGAAGAGGUCACGAAAAUCUCUUCCAAUGAAAUGUAACCUUGAACCUGAUGAAUUUAUACCAAAUACGAUGUCCUUACCAGUACUGGUUAAUCAAUCAACAGAUAUGUCUCUUUCAUCCAGUGAAAUUACCAGAGACAUUCAUAAAAAUAUCUGUGAAUCAAACGAAGAAACUUGCAAUGAUAAGGGACAUAACUCUCCAACAAAUGAUUUUACAGAAUUGAAAAAUGACGAUGAAACACAGGGAAGUGAGGUUGAUGAUGUUGAUGAUGACGCAGAUGAUGAUCCAGAUUGGAUAGAAGUGAAAGAACCAAAAGAAACAUCGAAAAAAAAGAAAAUCACUUCAGAAAGACCAUCAGGUCGUAAAGAAAUACAGUGUCAAUUUUGUACGAGAAAAUUUAAAUCCGUCAAAGUUUACAGAGUACACUUAAACGCCAAACAUUGGAAUUGUGAUUGGUCAACAAUCGAUGAAGAAUUCCAUAGAAAUAAAGAAUUCAAAUAUUCCUGCUCUACCUGUUCCAAGCCAUUUAAAACCGAAGCCCUAUUAAACCGACACGAAAAGACACACCUGAAAGGAGAGAAGACCAAAUGCGAUAUUUGUAAUAAAGUCAUGACACAGAAAUGUUUAAGGAAGCAUCGGCAAAUCCACACGGGAGACAGGCGACAAUAUGUGUGUGAAUAUUGCGGAUCAGUUUUUAAGGAUCCUGGCUGUUUAAGAUCACAUUUAUUUAAACAUACGGGCGUCAAAAACAUAGCGUGUGAGUUCUGUGAUUAUAAAUGUUGUAGAAAGUCCAGCAUGCGAUCUCAUUUUUUGAUCAUGCAUUCAAAAGACCGUAAAUAUCAGUGUGAACAUUGCGGAAAAAAGUUUCCCCGCCCUGGUGGUUUACGGGUACAUCUUCUAUGUCAUGUGACUGAAAAACUGUUCGGCUGUGAUGUAUGUCCUGCCCGCUUUGCACGACCGAGUCAUUUAAAACGUCACAAGACCACACAUCGUGAGGAUAAUCAGUAUACGUGUGAAAUAUGCGGCCAUCAGUCUCGACAGGCUUCCAAUAUCAGGAUACACAUGAGGACUCACACAGGCGAUAAACCAUUUUCAUGUGAAAAAUGUGGUAAAAAAUUUGCUCACAAUGUGACUCGUAAACAACAUUUAAAAUUGUGUAACGGAAAAAUAGAGACAGAGACAAUUGUUAAUCAAUUAUUGUAAAUGGAGACAACUGUUAAUCAAUUAUUGUAAAUAGAGACAAAUGUUAGUCAAUUAUUGUUAAUAGAGACAGAUGUUAAUCAAUUAUUGUAAACAGAGACAACUGUUAAUCAUUUCGAUUAUUGUAAAUAGAGACAACUGUUAAUUAUUGUAAACAGAGACAACUGUUAAUUAUUGUAAACAGAGACAACUGUUAAUCAUUUCAAUUAUUGUAAACAGAGACAACUGUUAAUCAUUUCAGUUAUUGUAAACAGAGACAACUGUUAAUUAUUGUAAACAGACAACUGUUAAUUAUUGUAAACAGACAACUGUUAAUCAUUUCAAUUAUUGUAAACAGAGACAACUGUUAAUCAUUUCAAUUAUUGUAAACAGAGACAACUGUUAAUUAUUAUAGAUAGAGACAACUGUUUGUCAAUUAUUGUAAACAUGUAUAUUACAGAGUUGGAAACAAGUAGCGGACCAGGAGGCAGAGUAGAGUCCUAGUUGCUAAUUUUAGUACUGAGUUGAGUUGCAAGUCUUCACAAAGUCACGUUCAUCAAAUCAGUCUGCAAUUCAUGGCGAAUAAGGCCAGUUAGAGUCUUAAGUCAGACUAGACUCCAAGUUGUGGGAGUCAAGUUCCCACCUAUGGUAUAUUGCAGAU